GCCAUACUGUGCUCUUCCGGUUGCAGCUAAUCAUUGUAUCUGGCACGAAGUGUUUAAGUGCCUUGCUUUGACGAGAGACUUGUUAUUUGUCUUUGAUAUUUUAAAUAAUUUUACUCGUAUGUUUUCUUAAAAAAUAGUUUAUGGCCGUUCAAUUACACAUUCCUUCCAAGAAUUUAAUUAUGUUUCAGGAUUUGUGACAGGAGCGAUUCGAUCGAAAGUUGACACAUCGCUCAAGAGGAGGGAAAUCGUUUUAAAAUGAGCUUGCCACGGGCUCAAAUGCAGUCCCUGAAUGGAAAACGACCAAAUUCCCAAAGAGUGCAACAAGAAGCAUCACCCACGCAACAUGAUGAUUUGAUUAGAUAUAUAUGUGACUCUUGGAAUACAGUGUCAAGAGAGCUGGAGAAUUUCAGUCAAAAUGGUGCUGACACUAGCAAAGGAGGACCAAGUGUAUUGUACUAUGUGGAACAAGAGCCAAAUCCACAACUGAAAGAUUUUGAACCAUUUGACCUUGAAGGAUGGUGGGGGAAGAGAGUGGUGCAGAAUAUUACACGUACCCAGUCAUCAUAGUGGGUAGGACAGCAUUAUUACUUGCACUGUGUUGCCAAGUAACUUUGUGUUGGUAACGACGACAUGAUCAGUUGCCUAGCAUCGGUGUGUAAGGACUUGGCUGCAUUUUACUAAAACAUGCAAAAUGUGCAUAUUAUUUUGACAGUGACAAGUGACGUCAAGUGGAUUUGGAUUCAUUUUAUCAGGUGCAAUAGGAUUUAUUAUGAGAUUUAUUAUUUGAGGAAUAAUUUGGGGGUAACAUAAGUGAACAUUUUUUAAAGUCAGUAAUUCAAUCUGAACUGAGAUUUCAGAUGGAAGAUGGAACAGUAUGUUCAAUUUUGACCUUGUUCAUUUGUUUUAGAAUGGAGUUCCCAUUGUUUCCAGACUUACUUUCCAAUAGGAUUUUAAGGCAUUUUAUUCCUUCAAUGAAAACAUUUUACCAUUUUCAGUCUGUGUCAGUAUUCCCUGUAGAUUAGUUAUGUUGGAAAGCAGAAUGAUAAAGAAACUUUGAGCAUACAAAAGCAUGACACAUUCCUCUCUGUCACUUUAGCUAGUUUUUACACAUGUUUUCUGGAAAUUCACAUUUUACUCUAGUACAGUAUUCUUUUAUUUGAGUUUUAAUGUACAGCGUUCAUCAGAAGUCACAUUAUCUCUGAAGAAAGCAGUCUUCUGGGAUUU
Messenger RNA from Cryptotermes secundus, 1224 nucleotides. Its product is annotated as MAPK regulated corepressor interacting protein 2-like. The transcript is spliced from 5 exons. Lineage: Eukaryota; Metazoa; Arthropoda; Insecta; Blattodea; Kalotermitidae. The coding region runs from base 256 to 567 and encodes 103 amino acids. The record is from RefSeq and is a predicted model, not a curated record.